Dracunculus medinensis (Guinea worm) is the source of this 3519-nucleotide messenger RNA. NCBI's taxonomy places the organism in Eukaryota, Metazoa, Nematoda, Chromadorea, Rhabditida, Dracunculidae. The record is from the annotation of a GenBank genome assembly.
AUGACUUCAACACAAUCGGGUAAUUCAAAAAAUGGUGAUAAUUCACCAUCAAGUUCGAAUACAUUAAAUUCGGAUGCACCACUGGAUCGAAUACGACAAAUAUUGCUGACACCGCCAUCGACUCGUCCACCAGAAUUCGAGAAUCCUCUCGAAAAGAUUGAACAGCUUCUCACAUGUCCGAUAUGCUUUGAUCGAUAUAAGCAGCCAAAGCUUCUACCAUGUCACCACACGUUUUGUCAAUCAUGUUUGGAGAAUUGUGCGGACAUUGUCCGGAGGAUUCUAAAAUGUCCAGAAUGUCGUGCUGAACAUCCACUUCCAUACGAUGGUAUUAAAAAUUUACAAACCAAUUAUACACUCAUCGGAUUUCUUGAUGUACAUAUUCAAGCGACAGAUGAUAAUGCCGAACAAUUGGAAGCUUACAUCCAUAGAUAUAAUUUGGAACGAUGCAAAAUAUGUGACGAAAAAGCGGUUUUAGAAGUGUGUGCACACUGUGAAAGGCGUGCAUGUGCUGACUGUAGGAAUACACAUAUGGAUAUGCUGAAAAGAGACCUCAGUCGAAUGCUCAAUCAGGUAAAACGUCUUUCAAGUCGUAUUAUUGAAGCAUCAGAUGGUUUGAGUAAAGGUGCUGAUCUAUUGACUUUAAAUUGUGAAACAGCAAAAGAUGAGGUCCACGAAUAUUUUCGACGUUAUUAUCGUGAAUUAAAAAAGCGUGAGGAUAUGUUCAUUCAAGAAAUCGACACUUUUCAUGCGAAUGAGACAAGAUUGAUGAGAAAUCUUCGAGAUGUACUAGAAAUCGAAAUUUCAAAUGUAAGUGAAGGUUGUACUUACUUGGAAGCAGCGUUGAAAGGUGAACGCGAAGUUCAAGAUACUGAAUUUGCUAAACUAAAAAAUAUCUUCGGCGAUGGCUUAGAAUAUUUGCGAAAUUUCCAGGUCUUACCGGAUGCGGAUGAACUUUUCUCAAAAAAAUUGCGUUUCUCACCUGGUGAUGACGCAUCGAAACUGCCAAAUGCAAUAGCAAAUUUCGGAGAGCUUACAGUAUCACUACCACAGUUUGCUGGUCGUUACUUACCGCUUGAACAUUCAUAUCUUCCACGACCAAUGCGAAUCGGUUAUGAAUCUGAUAACUGUAAAUUUUCCCGUCGCAAUGAUAUCGAUGAUAAUCGAUCGCAGAGUGAUGCUCGUUCACUAAUGAGGCAUUCAAGGAAUAAUGAUGAUGAUAUUAUUUCGACGCGAUUACGUCGACGACAAAUUGAAGAAGAAGCUUGGAAUCGUUUAAGAAUGGGAAAUCUUGAUAAUGGUCGGCAGUCACCAAAUAAUUACAUACCAGGAAACAAUCCUUGGAGUCGAUCAGUUGUUCCUAAUGCAAGUGCAAUAUCUAAUGAAAAUUCAUCUGAAAAUCGAAAUAAUCCUUGUACUUUUGGUGCAACUGAGAAUUUCCAAUCUCAUAAUCAAGGUAGCUUUGUGAACGCAUUUGAAUCUACUCAAUUUCUCCCAGAACAACCUACGGUUCUGAUGGUACCGACUACAGAUCGCGUACAAAGAGAUAAGGAAAUAACUGAAUUAAAAAUAAAUAAUAUUACCAAAGCUUUUGUAAAGAGUCAAGAAACAAAUGUCGCGAAAAAUAUGAAAAAUGUGACACAGAAUAUGACCAUGACGAGACAGAGGCGAACACCAAUACCAACGAUAGUUAACACACCAAAUGCGCAAAUAUCUAUUAUUGAGACUCAACCAUCUUCUCAUACACCAACUUUUGAAACUAAUCAGGUCACCAAUCUGACAAAUAAUGAAAAUAUUGACCCACAAAUUGCUACUGGAACUUGUUCAAAAAUGUCUCAUAAAGCACCAUUGCCUCGGCAGUUCUCAUCAGAUGAUAUGAGCCUAAAUGAGAAAAUUGAAUCAAUUCGUGCUGCUCACGAAAAACGUCGUGAACUUAAAAAUAUCGAGUCAUUACCAGAACAAGCAACGAAAACAACGAUUGUUAUACAUUCAAGUGAAGAAAGCGAAAGUGAUAAUGAUCAAUCGCCACCAGUCUUAACUGGUAAUCGUUUUCGAAUAAUUUGUCGAUCGCAGACAAGCAUCGAUUCAAGUUUUCUGCCUAAACUCGAGAGUAAAUUAACAAAAAAUGAGAUUAUUAAUGUAACGGCGUCUCCUUCUCCAAAUAAUGUGCCAGUAUUAGCAUCGGUGUCAGAAUUGACAGCACCUGCUUGCAGUGAGAGCGCACCAUCACCUAUACCCAUACAACAUUAUCCAGGUGAGACUCCAUCAUGGUUAGCAAGACGUCGUCAGCGUUAUCAACGCUCGAAGACGAAUCCUGAUCUAGCUUCAGCUAUUGCUGCCUUGUCUAGCCACGCUUCUAGCUUUUCUAGCGCUGCUUCGCCUAACACUAGUCGCAUACAGCAAUUAUUAUUUGAACGGUCAAAUCGUUUAGAAUCGUCGCUCUUACAACGAUUUCAACCAACUUUGCGUCAGGAGAGUUUGGAGAAUAGCACUUCUGAAGCUGCCACCACUAAUACACAAACAUAUACGAGUAAUAUCGAUAUAUCUACAUCGGCUUGUAGCGAUAGAAGAUCGAGAUAUCGUAAACGCUCAAGCGCUGUGGAACGUGAGAAAUCAAGCGAUGCUAGAAUAUCGUUGAUGCGAUCACCUCGGUUCAUAUGUAGCAUCGACUAUCAAUCAAAAAAUAAACCAAAAUUCGUAUUUGGUAAAAAAGGCAGUAAAGAAGGUGAAUUGAAUUGGCCUCGAGGUAUAACAACUAUUUCGGGUAACGAAUUUGCUGUAUGUGAUAGCAGCAACCAUCGGGUCUGUAUAUUUAACACACAGGGUCGACUCAUAAAAAUUUUCGGGAAAUACGGUACUGGUGAUGGUGAACUUGAUAGCGCGGCAGAUAUUUGUUGCAAUCGAAUGAAACAGUUGAUCGUUUCGGAUCGAUAUAAUCAUCGAAUAAUGAUUUUCGAUCAAAAUGGACAGUUUAUCAGAAAAUUCGGAGGUCAUGGACCAUCGAAUGGUCGAUUUAAUAAUCCGUGGGGUGUAGCCAUCGAUGAUAGCGGACUUAUACAUAUUGCUGAUAAGGACAACCAUCGUAUUCAAAUAUUCGACUUGAAAGGGCAAUUUCUAGCCAAAUUUGGCAUAACUAGUGCAUCGCAUGAAGAUCUGUACAGUCCGCAGUUCAUUGCGAUUCAUAAACGAACUCAAAACGUCUAUGUUACUGAUAGCUCAAAUCAUCGAGUUUGUGUCUUCGAUCACAACGGCAAUCCACUUUUUCAAUUUGGUCAGGAGGGGUAUCGUGUUGGCGAGAUGAAGAAUCCUCGUGGAAUUGCUGUGGAUGAACAGGGCUUCAUCGUGGUAGCAGAUAGCGGAAAUAACCGUGUUCAGAUUUUUUAUCCAGAUGGACGAUUUAUGUAUAGUUUUGGAGCUUGGGGUACUGCACCUGGUCAAAUGAAGGGUAUCGAAGCGGUUGCACUUUUAGAGGAUACAAUUAUUGUGUCCGAUCGCGAAAAUCAUCGAAUACAAUUAUUUUAG